This is a messenger RNA of Spodoptera litura, 1150 nucleotides long. It is a transcript of the gene Cpr100A, whose product is annotated as Cuticular protein 100A. Gene Ontology annotation, cellular component: chitin-based extracellular matrix. The record is from RefSeq and is a predicted model, not a curated record. Lineage: Eukaryota; Metazoa; Arthropoda; Insecta; Lepidoptera; Noctuidae. Gene Ontology annotation, molecular function: structural constituent of chitin-based larval cuticle.
CUUUGUUACUUUCACGCGAGCAGUGCACAUUUUGAACGUUCAAAAUGUACAGGCUCAUUAUAUUUGCCUUUGUGAUCGCAGCCGCGACGUGCCAACAACAAGAAGGAGGCAGACGUGUGCCCAAGUACGCGGGCGACCCGAAGACAGCAGCUAUCGUGCAGGAAGCGCGGUAUCUCAGUGGAAACGGUGCUUUCGGUGCCGCCUACCAGCAGGAGGAUGGAAUCAACUUCAAAGAGGAAACUGACGCCGAUGGCAACAGGAGAGGAAGUUACUCGUACAUUGACCCCAGUGGACAGAGGAAAACAGUGAACUAUAUCGCGGGAAAGAAUGGAUUCCAAGCCGUUGGUGACCACAUCCCUACCGCUCCCCAAGCUGCCGCGCCCACUCCCGGAUACACUCCCGACCCCCGAUACAACUCACCGGAUUACAAAUCUCAACAAUACAGUGCUCCCCAACAGUACGUAGCCCCCGAGCCCGCGCGCAACUAUGGUGGCAAACCAAACGAGGAUGACGGUCAGUACCACCCAGAAUUAUACGAGCAGAACUACGAGGCUCCCCAGCAACAGUACCAGCCACAACAGCAGUACCAGACCCAGGCACACUUCCAGCCAGCGCCUCAGCCUCAGUACCAGCCACAGCCCCAGUACCAGCCUGAGCCACAGUACCAGUCUAACAACAUCUACCCUGGUACACAGCAAGCACAGUACAGUGGCUUGCCCUCGUCCCAACAAUACUCGCAGCCCGCCCAGUACUCGCAACCUCGUCAACAACAACAGUACUACGAGCCCACGACGCAGCAACCGACCCGCUUCUUCCCUCCCGGCAAAUUCAGCCUGAACAGAGCACCCGAUGGCUACACCUACUCAUUCCACAAAGUAUAAAUCUAAUUAUAGAGAGGGCUCCGGCGAUUUGUAAAGGCCGAAAUACGUAAAAAGCAUGCAUCAAUUAGCAACUCGCCGAGUCAUCGAGGGGCGGCAGUGUGCGUACUCCGCUCUAAAGCAUUUCUUAAUUGUUGUUUGCUGUGAUAUUGUGAGUUAAUGGACAGGUAUACAUAUGUUGUUCGUUUUGUUGCUAAGAUGGUUUGAGGGCCGAACGAGCGUCAGUUGACGAUAACUGAACUUUGUAAAUAAACUUAGAAGUAUACAAGAAA